Messenger RNA from Spathaspora passalidarum NRRL Y-27907, 750 nucleotides. Its product is annotated as N-terminal protein methyltransferase. Gene Ontology annotation, cellular component: cytoplasm. The record is from RefSeq and is a predicted model, not a curated record. The coding region runs from base 1 to 750 and encodes 249 amino acids. Lineage: Eukaryota; Fungi; Ascomycota; Pichiomycetes; Serinales; Debaryomycetaceae. Gene Ontology annotation, biological process: N-terminal protein amino acid methylation. The transcript has a single exon. Gene Ontology annotation, molecular function: N-terminal protein N-methyltransferase activity.
AUGCCCAUCAAAACUCUUCAAGAAUACGAUCCAGAUCAGAUCCACGCCGAUUCUGAUUUGAUAGCUGAUUCGCAAAUAAAUUAUGAUGACGCUAUAGCAUACUGGUCAUCAGUGCCUGCAUCAGUCAAUGGUGUCUUGGGUGGAUUUGGUGAACAAACCCCUGUGCCCAAAGCCGAUAUCGUUGGAUCCAUGACCUUUUUAAGAAAACUAGAGACUAGAAUGUCGUGUCCUGCCCCAUACAAGAAAUUGACCAUUGACAUGGGUGCUGGUAUAGGAAGAAUAACUCGAGAUUUGUUAUGGCGUGUAAGUGAUACUGUUGACUUGUUAGAACCAGUAAAGCCAUUUGUGGCUCAAAUGGAAACAGAAUUAACUCAAGUGCAACAAAAAGGAAAAUUAGGCACCAUUUAUGAUAUUGGUAUGCAAGACUGGAUACCUGAACCAGAAAAAAAGUAUUGGUUGAUCUGGUGUCAAUGGUGUGUCGGACAAUUACCUGACGCCGAAUUGGUGGAAUUUUGGAAGAGAUGUAAAGAUGCCUUGAUUGAAAAUGGUGUUGGUACUAUGAUUGUCAAGGAAAAUAUUGCUCCUUUUGAAGAUAUUUUUGAUGAAACUGACAGUUCUGUCACUAGAACUGAUGCCAAGUUUAGACAAUUAUUUAUCGAAGCAGGAUUUAAGUUGAUUGCUAGUGAUGUACAGAAAGGAUUACCCAAGGAGUUAUUUCCAGUGAGAAUGUAUUGUCUCAAGCCGCAAUAG